Messenger RNA from Paramormyrops kingsleyae, 1589 nucleotides. RefSeq lists its product as uncharacterized. NCBI's taxonomy places the organism in Eukaryota, Metazoa, Chordata, Actinopteri, Osteoglossiformes, Mormyridae. The record is from RefSeq and is a predicted model, not a curated record.
GCAACAGAGGACAGCCCUCUGAUCCCUAGUGUAGCUUGCAGAAACCCGAUCCGGUCCCUGUCUUAGUCCAAACUUAGGGGAGUUAAGGGGAUCACAGCACCAAAGCGCUGUUGCACCAGGGUGUUCGCUCUGUUCAACUCGCCAUGCUUUCGUGGUUAAUUGACCUUGAACGCAGAAGACUUGUGAACCUUUGUGAACCGUCAUCAGCGGUCCAUGGAGGGACAGGAGGAAUGUUCACGCAGAACUUAGCAGUAAUGAGUGAGAUACCGCUGGACCUGGGGAGUCCUGACCAGGAAGGAAAGCUCUACUCAGCCGAGUCGCUGAACAACCUGCACAAGAUGACUGUCUGCACAGACCGAAGGGAUUUGUUAUCGGUUCCACCCCCGACUUGCCCGAAAGGGCCCCCCCAAAGGCUAGAGGAAGCAGUGAGUGAUGGCCUGGGGCCCCCCACUCCAGGGAUCCUGGCCUCUCUCCUGCAUCUCCUGAGACCAGACGCCCUGGUGGGAGGUGAGGAUGAGGAGCGCACGUCUUCGCGGCCUAUCCACCAGGCACCGGUCCACGGAGCCUGGCUCUUACUCGCCGCCAUGUUGCUGAUUGGUCUUCUCUUGUCUUUCUGUGCGAUUUACUUAAUAGCGCGAAACUCGGCGGUGCUGGGGGAGCUCAGGGGAAGCGGCGUGGAGGAGAGGCAUCUGCUGGAGCUCAGGCGCUGGAAGGCCCUGCUGGAGAAGAACCUGGAUAUCUCCAUCUCUGAGGGUACCGCCAAGUGAAAGAAAAGGUGGGGCGCCCCCCCGGUGGAGAAGGUGGUGCCCUGUGGCCAUUUCACAGAGCGGAUGCUCAUCCAGAUGAGCGUGAUUUCAGCACAGGAUAGCGAUUGGAGUUCUGCUUAUUCAGCACAGUAAAUGGCCCUGCAUAUGGAGGGUAGUCAGGUUGUUGAGGAUACACCAUAUUUUAAGUAGAGACUUACAGGAAAUGUGAUUUUUUUUUUAACAAAAAAAGGAAUGAAAUAGAUGUAUUGAAAAAUAAAUUUCAGGUGGCAGGACUUACACUCAGUAGAGCUAUGUACACUGCUUAUUACACACUGCGGGAAAGGAGUGUGCAGUGCGACCAUCCCAGUCUCACACACACCUCCCAGUCUCACAACAUCUCCCAAUCUUACACACACCUCCCAGUCUCACAACAUCUCCCAAUCUUACACACACCUCCCAGUCUCACAACAUCUCCCAGUCUUACACACACCUCCCAGUCUCACACACAUCUCCCAGUCUCACACACACCUCCCAGUCUCACAACAUCUCCCAAUCUUACACACACCUCCCAGUCUCACACACACCUCCCAGUCUCACAACAUCUCCCAAUCUUACACACACCUCCCAGUCUCACAACAUCUCCCAGUCUCAUUCUCGUACCUAUAAGCCAGUGUGGUUUAUCCCAUUCUGACAGUCGUCCAUUUUGACAAAGGACCUGACUGCCGCGGAAUGUCUGCAGUAUAUUUCUAGAAAACAAGAUACGUAAAUGAAAAAAAACAUUAUUUUGUUGAACAGUAACUGUAUAUUUUGUGUGUUUCAUUAAAUGUGUGGGGUCUACUUACA